Molecule: messenger RNA, 2359 nt
Organism: Opisthocomus hoazin
Lineage: Eukaryota; Metazoa; Chordata; Aves; Opisthocomiformes; Opisthocomidae
Source: RefSeq, a predicted model, not a curated record
CAGCUUACAGAGGUGACCAGUAAAGUUCUCUCUGAGUAGCCAAAAAGCAGACAGCUCAUGACUUCUGAUCAGGACACUAAAGUUGUGGCUGAACCGCAGGUGCAGCAAGUACAAGAAGUUAAAGACGGUUCUCAUCUUGAGUCGACCAAGGUUUCUGAGUUAAAUCCUAAUGCAAAGGUGUGGGGAAAUCAUAUGUUACACUUGGAAGCAAGUGGUGCCACUGAUGGUAGCGUGAGCAAGACGUGGGAAGAAAUACCUGACCAACCUCCAGAUUCUUGUAAAGAAGGACUGGAUGCCAGUGGUGAUGGUGACAAAAAGCAUCAGAGUGCAGUGCUGACUGAGCUGCAGGAGCCGUCACCAGCUGUUUCGGUGUCAGACCAGACAGAUAUGAACCCUUUGGCUCUUGACCAUUCUGAGUAUGAGUCUAUGCAUGAAACCACCCAGAUAGGUGGAAAUGAACAGUUGCAGCCAGAAGGUCAGGAAGACUUAAGAGAAUUACUGAAAAAAACACUGGAAUUCUGCUUAUCUAGAGAAAAUCUUGCCAGUGACAUGUACCUUAUAUCGCAGAUGGACAGUGAUCAGUAUGUGCCAAUAAUGACAGUAGCAAACCUUGAUCAUGUCAAGAAACUCAGUACUGAUAUGGAUUUGAUUGUUGAAGUGCUGAGAUCGUUGCCUUUAGUCCAAGUGGAUGAGAAGGGAGAAAAAGUUAGGCCAAAUCAGAAUCGCUGUAUUGUGAUUUUACGUGAAGUACCUGAAUCUACCCCCAUUGAAGAGGUUGAAGCACUUUUCAAAGGAGAUAAUUUGCCUAAGUUUAUUAACUGUGAGUUUGCCUAUAAUGACAAUUGGUUCAUCACAUUUGAAUCGGAAGCCGAUGCACAGCAGGCUUACAGAUACCUUAGAGAAGAGGUGAAAACUUUCCAAGGAAAACCGAUUAAGGCAAGGAUAAAAGCGAAGGCAAUAGCUAUAAACACAUUUUUGCCAAAGAAUGGAUAUAGACCUCUGGAUAUGAACCUCUACACGCAGCAGCGUUACACAACAUCGUUUUACUUACCUCCAAUAUACAGUCCCCAUCAGCAGUUUCCAUUGUACAGCUUAAUUGGCCCACAGACCUGGUCAGCCACACACAGCUACCUUGACCCUUCAUUGGUAACACCAUUUCCAAAUACUGGAUUUAUCAAUGGGUUCACAUCUCCAACCUUCAAGCCUGCUGCUUCUCCAUUGGCUACACUCAGACAGUAUCCUCCAAGGAACAGGAAUCCUAGCAAGUCUCAUAUACGACAUACAAUACCCAGUGCAGAAAGGGGACCUGGGCUUCUAGACAGUCCUACAAUAUUCAACUUUUCUGCUGAUCGUUUAAUCAAUGGCAUCAGGAGUCCACAGACACGACAGCCGGGACAAAACAGGACACGGAUGCAGAAUGCUACUACGAGUUACACCAAGAGGGAAGUAGGAACUGGACGGAUGGAACAGACCAGCAUUGACUCGUCUCCUGGAUUAGGUAGAGGAAGGAAAAACUCAUAUGGCUACCGAAAGAAAAGGGAGGACAAGUUUACAAGAGGCCAAACACAGUCUCCGCCACCCCCAAAACCUCCAUCUCCUAGCUUUGAAUUGGGUUUAUCUAGCUUUCCUCCAUUACCCGGGGCUGCUGGCAAUUUAAAGACCGAAGAUCUUUUUGAAAACAGACUGUCCAGUGUGGUAAUAGGAACAUCAAAAGAAAGAAACAUUAAUGUGGAUGCAAGUACAAACACUAUUCCAUCGGGAAUUCCUCGAGAGCCAUUGUUGCCAGUUUCUUCUACAUUGCCCAGGACGUUUGAAAGGUCUCCUUCUCCAUCCCAGUCUUCUGAGGACUCCAAGGUUGUGGAUAAACAGCAGAGAGAGACACAGAGUACAGAAAGGCUUUCUUCUUCCACACUCAGUACUGCAUGUAAAUCGGUGCAAGUCAAUGGGGCUGCCAUAGAACUGCGAAAACCUAGUUAUGCAGAAAUUUGCCAGAGAACAACUAAGGAUCCUCCUACAUUGCAACCCCAGAAAGAACAGAAGCCGAACACUGUAGCAUGUGGGAAAGAAGAAAGAAAGCCCACAGAAACAAUAGAGAAAAACAGAGAACCUCCUCCUCCUCCUGCUAAGUCACAUCCUGGACAACCCAAAGACCAGAGGAGACAGUCAGGACGCAGAUCAUCCCCUCCAGCCGUUGGCAAACGCUUAAAUAAAGAACAGAAUACCCCUCCAAAAUCUCCUCAGUGAAGCUAACACCUGGGAGGGAUUCGAAAAGAGGUCUGCUUCCCACAAAUUAAACCCAUGUUCCCACUGAGAUACCUGAGAAUGAGUUGCUGGUUAGGAGCUUGCAGUGAUACUAGGC